CGCGUGUCGAAGGUCACGGCGCGCUCACAAUGGAGCUCUCGGAGUAUGUGCAGAAAGGCUUCCAGAUGCUGGGUGAUCCCGGCUGCUUCGACCCCAGCGCCUUCAUGCUUCUCCUCCGGGCGGCUUUCCAGAGCCUGCUGGACGCCCAGGCGGACGAGGCCGUGUUAGAUCACCCAGACUUGAAACAUAUCGACCCAGUAGUAUUAAAACACUGUCAUGCAGCAGCUGCAACCUGUAUACUGGAAGCAGGAAAGCAAAGAGCUGACAAAUCGACUCUGAGCACUUGUCUAGAAGAUUGUAAAUUUGACAGAGAGCGAAUAGAACUGUUUUGUACGGAAUAUCAGAAUAAUAAGAAUUCCCUUGAAAUCCUACUGGGAAGUAUAGGCAGAUCUCUUCCACACAUAACUGAUGUUUCUUGGCGUUUGGAAUACCAGAUAAAGACCAGUCAACUUCAUAAGAUGUACAGACCUGCGUAUUUGGUGACCUUAAAUGUAGAGAACACUGAUUCAGGAUCCCACCCAGGGAUUAGUUUUAGUUGCAACAUGGAACAAUUACAGGACUUAGUGGGGAAACUUAAAGAUGCUUCGAAAAGCCUGGAAAGAGCAACUCAGUUGUGACUUGGGGAAGUUAACAGUCUGCUCGGGUCUAGAGAAAGACCAGAAACACCUUGCCUUCAGUCGAACCAUCGUUUCUUCGAGCUGGAUGUCCUCCUUUUCAGUAGAAACAAUUUUCCCCUUGCAUAUAUGCCACUCAUCAAUUUUGACACUUUAUUUUUGCACACCUGUAAAAGGGUUAGGAAGUUCAGCUUGAGUAUUUGAAUCAUCUUUAGUAUUAACUGUACAUCUAUCCUAUUUUGAUAUUUUUCAAGUUUUAUGAAAGAAAGUAGCCAGUAUUAAGUAUUACAUUAUAAAUAAAUAAGGUAUGUUCCCCCACACAAGAAAGUUAUAUUUUGUUUGGAUUUGAGUUUGUGUGUUAUUAGUGUGACUAGAUACGAUUCGCGUUAACUUUUGACGAUCGCCAUUUCUCUGGAUUAAAGCGGAACACUGGU
Molecule: messenger RNA, 1048 nt
Organism: Trichechus manatus latirostris (Florida manatee)
Lineage: Eukaryota; Metazoa; Chordata; Mammalia; Sirenia; Trichechidae
Gene: COMMD3
Product: COMM domain containing 3
Exons: 8
Coding region: 30-617 (195 amino acids)
Biological process (GO): sodium ion transport
Source: RefSeq, a predicted model, not a curated record